AUGGAUUGGCUACAGAUUACGGACAAUUAUGCGCCGGCACGCAUGUUGUUCAUCGCCACCUCUGUGAUACUCCCCAUCUUGCUUUUCCUCGUUCUCUUUCGCAAUACCGGCAGUUCGUCUGUCGUCAAGUCCUUACCUCCUCUCCCAGCCAUUGACGAGAUUGUACGCCUGCGUGUCUACCCAGUGAAGUCAUGCCGUGGGUUCGAUGUCAAGUCAACUCAGCUUCUACGAACGGGCCUGGAUCUAGAUCGUAAUUGGAUGUUUGUUACUGCGGUGAAGAACGAGUUCAUUACUAUCAGGACAAAUUCAAAGAUGACUCUUAUUCGUACGGCUUGGGACAUCGACACCGACACUCUCACAAUUUCUUUGAAUGAACAUAAAAUUGAGAUACCCGCUCAUCCUACGACCCAAUGGCUCGAGAACAACACUGAAUUGAAGAAGGCAGGUAUCUGGGGCGAGCAAACUGAUGCUUGGGAGUAUUCGGCCAGCCUGACCAAACCUAUCUCGGAGUUCCUAAAUAUGGACAUUCGCUUGGUGUAUAAUGGCCCUACGCCUCGAAUUUUGCGUGGCAGCGGAGCUCCUCACCGUCUUGGCCGCACUGAGGCCACCAACUUUGCCGAUAUGAUGCCUGUCCUGGUUGCUUCUAUGGCGAGUAUGAAUGAGCUCAACGACCGCCUCGCUCAGGCUGGGGAGGAUAAUAUCGACAUUGAGCGCUUCCGGCCAAACGUUGUCAUCCGCGGAAGCACGCCUUGGAUCGAGGACGGGUGGAAGACUUUGCAAAUCGGUGAGGGCGAGCACCGCCUCGACCUCGAUGUGGUGUGUCGCUGCCUUCGAUGCCAGGUUCCCAAUGUCGACCCAGUCACUGCCGAUAAACAUCCACGCCAGCCUUGGAACCAACUGAUGAAGUACCGAAGGAUCGAUGCCGGUCUCAAGUUCAAGCCAAGCUUCGGCAUGCUCUGCGCGCCAAGUGUCGAAGGACAUAUUGAAGUUGGAAUGAAGUUCCAGGUUACGGCUAUGACGAAUGAUCACUUCUUUAUCAGCCCGAUGAAGUAG
Messenger RNA from Fusarium sp. VM40, 1053 nucleotides. The record is from the annotation of a GenBank genome assembly. Lineage: Eukaryota; Fungi; Ascomycota; Sordariomycetes; Hypocreales; Nectriaceae.